Messenger RNA from Maniola jurtina (meadow brown), 6263 nucleotides. RefSeq lists its product as uncharacterized. The coding region runs from base 88 to 4197 and encodes 1369 amino acids. Gene Ontology annotation, biological process: RNA processing. The transcript has 24 exons. The record is from RefSeq and is a predicted model, not a curated record. NCBI's taxonomy places the organism in Eukaryota, Metazoa, Arthropoda, Insecta, Lepidoptera, Nymphalidae. Gene Ontology annotation, molecular function: RNA binding. Gene Ontology annotation, cellular component: nucleoplasm.
AGAAAAUGAAAAAGUUUUAAAUUUUUACAUUAACUACUACAUUUUAUUUAGUUGCAUUGGUAUUGUAUACUUAAAUCCGAAUUGAAGAUGAUUCAUUUCAAGGAUAAUAAAAACAAAUCGGCCCUGAGUACAAGAUGGGCACAAAUGUCGAAACAGGAACAAAUCAUCGAGAAAAAGAAGAUGGAAAUCCAAGCAAAGUUAGAGGCUCAGAAACAGGCCGCAGCCCUCGCGGCUCAGGCAAAGCUAUCUAACCCUACUGCUAAAGAAGAGACAGGUUCAGCUAACAUAUUCUCCAAUGAUGGUAGUUUCAUGAGUCAAUAUAAAGCUCUUCUCGAUAAGCAAAGCAAAGAAAAACAAGAAAAAGAUGCAAAAGAAAAACAAGAAACUGAUGAGAGUAAAAGAAUAAAAAAUGAGAGUAAGCCAAAACCUGCCGUAGUUGCUAAGAAAGAGAUUCAUGAAGCUGUAGAAAAUUAUAAUCAGACUUUAGAGAGAAAGCCUGAAAGAGGUUCUAGAGAUAGGCAUAGACGGUGGAAUGACAGAGGAAGAAACAGAGGUCACAGUCCUUUGACUCCGGUCAUAGAAGACAGAAAAAAGAUGCAUGAUAAUACAAAUAUACCAUCUUUAAUGCAGCUGAGUGUUAGACCCCCAGACGAUGACUCUCCCCCGCCCGGCGCACAUCAUCAAUGGAAUUCUCACGAUGCCUCAUCUAACGAUGGCUAUGAUUAUGACAGACAACAAGAUGACUCUUAUGAUGGCCAAGAAUCUGAUUCUGGGCGAAUGGGUUCAGAUCCUAUGAGUCUAAUGGGACCAGGACCAAUGGUUCCUGGACAAAUAGGACAUGGAGCUAUGGGACCCGGGUCAAUGGGACCUGGAUUAAUGGGACCGGGACCAAUAGGGCCUGGGCCAAUGGGGCCUGGAUUGAUGGGACCUGGUCCUAUGGGUUUUGGACCAAUAGGACCUGGUCCAAUGGGUCCAGGACCGAUGGGACCUGGGCCAAUGCCACCCGGGUCUAUGCCGCCAGGGUCUAACAUGGGACCGGGAUCUGGUUCGGGUCCUAAUAUGGGUCCUGGUCCUAUGAUGGGGCCUAAUCCCAAUAUGCCACCAUAUAAUAUGGGUGGACCUCCGAAUUUUCCAAUGCCUCCAAAUUUUAUGGGACCUAAUGGUCCAUGUGGUACAAUGCCUCCUAACAUGUGUGGUCCUGAUGUUCGAGGACCUGGACCGAAUGGCCCUAUGCCACCAUUUUUCCCUCCAUUUUCCAACAAUCAAAUGCCUGGUCCACCAAAUUCAAUGUGCCCACCAAACUCAAUGAACCCAUCAAUUGGACCAAAUGGUCCAAACUUUGGCCCACAGCCUCCCUUCAGGCCCGGAGGUCCCAACUUUGGGCCUAAUGGCCCGCCUAAUAUGUGCCCACCCAACAUGCCAUUCAUGCCACAAGGCCAAAUGCAUCAAAAUUCUUUAUCAUCAAACACACACUCAGAGACUAAACCAUUAGAUAACAUACCUCCACCUGAGCCCAUGAAACUGCAAAAUAUACCACCUCCAAUGCCGAUGCCUCUCAACCACAUCCCAAAACCAAAGGACAUGAAGCCAGGAAACAUACCAGCUCCUCCAAACUCACAAGUUCUCUCUGCAGAUGCGAUGCCGGCGCCCGCGCAGCGCGUCGCCGCCGAGGUGGCGGCCAACGGCGAUCACUGGGAAAACGUGCUGAAAGCUAUACACUCACAAGACCAAAAUUUGUGGUUCCUUCAUAACACCAACUCGAACGAGUACAAGGCGUAUAGGAGUCUCGUAAUAAAACUACGGAAUGAAGGCUCGUUUGAUAGGAAACCUGAGGUGAACCCAGAAGAUAAAUAUGAGCCCGAGUUCUCUUUGGAGGAUGAUGAUAGCAAUGAUCACAGGGCUAUAAAGGAGGAAAGUAACAACAGUUUCAGCAUGCAGGAAUCAUACUACAACCAGUACCAUGAUAGCAUGAUGAAACGUGAGCAGGCCAGCUCGCAGAGUGACGAGGAGCCUGACAGCCGGAGGGAGAGACGCAAGAGGAAGAAGUCACGCUGGGGAGACGACCCGCCCGUCGAUAUAAAGCCACCUGGCGUUGUUGCACCCAUGCCCUCCUUCCCAGGGGCAAAACUGGCAAAAAUAGACGAGGAGGGCCUGAAGCUUACCAACAUAAAUCGAAAUAACCACGCACUGAUGCAGUACGCUAUGACGAAUUAUGGCACCACAAACCUAAACCCCGAGGAUUGGAAGAAGUGUGAGGAUAACUUCAAACUCAACCUAUUGUAUCAGGACAUGUUAAAGAAGAGGCAAGAAGUAGAACGAUUGGCGUACGCGGGGAAACACAAGUAUGAAUAUGACAGUGAUGAGGAUACUGCAGAGGGGACUUGGGAGCAUAAAUUGCGUUCGAAAGAAAUGAACGCAACGGAAAGAUGGGCGACAGAGUUGACGAAACAAGCUGCCGGCAAACAUCACAUCGGAGACUUUCUGCCGCCUGAGGAACUCAAAAAAUUCAUGGAGAAGUAUUCAGCAUUCAAAAGUGGCAAAGAGCCGGAUUUGAGCGACUACAAGGAGUAUAAACUGAAGGAGGAUAACGUUGGUUUCAAGAUGCUGCAGAAGCUCGGGUGGAACGAAGGCCAAGGUCUGGGAGCCGAGGGCACCGGCAUCGUGGACCCUAUAAACAAGGCGAACCAACCUAUGGCGAAUUUGGGGUUGGGCGCAUCGACAUCGGACCGCGUGUCGGCGGAUGACGACGAAUUCGAUGCGUACCGCAAACGCAUGAUGCUCGCCUAUAGGUUUAACCGGGCGCUUCGUACGUCCGUAGCAUGGCACUGGGGCUUCUUCAGGAGGGAUCAGCUCCGCCUCCGAAAUCGGGGCAGAUCGGUGUCAGAUGCCGGUCUUUGUACAAUUAUUGAUCAUGAUUUGGACUUCUUGGAUAUGCCAGUAUCAGCUCGACGUUCCUUGCAAGUUUCAGCUUCCGUUGGAGCCAUACCAGAGCUUGUUAUUAAGUCGGUUGGCGGGUCGAGCAGCGCGGUCGGGCUCGAGGAGGCCAGCGACGGCAGCGACGCCGAGCGCUCACGAAGGCACCUCCGUGUGCCUACUCCUACCUACUUGAGCCAGUCAACCGGGAACUUCGCGUCGGGCGCGGCGGGUGGCGGGUGCGGGGCGCCUCGCUCCGCCCCCGCCACCCCGCUGCAGCUCGAGCCACAUUCACGAUCCAAACAUGACAAAAAUGCAGUGAAGCCGUUGUCCGGUUCGGCGCCGUCGGUGCGAGUGUCAGGCUUGGCGUCGGGAGACGAGGCGAAGGAUGGCAAGCAGCCGAGCAAAUCCCGACAGAAGAAGUUCCAGAGGCAUUUCCCGCAGGUCGGGCCUGAAGAGCGAGUACUCAACUAUUACUCGUGCGCCUUAGUCGGUGAUCUACUGUUGCAAGGGCAUCUGUACAUUACGAAGAACUACUUCGCUUUCUACUCUAACGUCUUUGGCUAUGUGACUAAGCUGUUAAUACCGACGACGUCCGUCCUUCGUAUAACGAAAGAGAAGGUGGCGCGUAUAAUUCCCAACGCGGUGGGCGUCUGCACGCGGGACGAGCGCCACGUGUUCGGCUCGUUGCUGUCGCGCGACUCCACCUACAAGCUGAUGAUGCACGUGUGGAAGAACACGCGCGUGCCCGAGCUAGCCGUGCCUGAGCCACAGGAACUUCGGGGUUCAGAAAUAGAAGCAUCCGAGUACUCGCCGGAGGACGACAGCAGCUCCGGCGGCGCCGACCACGUCGAUGCGCCCGCCACCACCGUGCGCCCCGAGCCCGAAGCCAUCAUAGCUGCCGCGGGUGCGGCAGUAAUCCAGCCUGCGUUGCUGACGGGUUCGGCGCCGCCGCGCCGCGCGCCGCGCUGCACGCACGCCUUACUGCUAGCGCUGGCCGUCCUGCUCUCCUGCUCCGCUGCCUUCUUCGCCUACCGACUCUACCACUGCUCCGAUACCUAUCCGAGUUCGUCGUCUGGAGAGGAGUUAUACUCGGAGCUGGUGCGGUGGCGCGCCAGACUGCACGGCCGCGCGGCGUCCGAGUUGCACGCGUUCCUCUCCACCAACCUGCUGUUACUCACCAAGGUGAGGCAGUCACUAGAAGCGCUAUCGGGCGUGAUACUCACAGACAUGGCACACGCAGAUAUCAACAUUGAUGUGCCCAACGAUACCGUGUUCAGUUAGCGUGCCGCGAGUGAACGAGGAGUGAACGAUAAGUGAACAUAGAGUAAAAGUUGAAGAGUGAACGUGGAGUGAAAGUGAAGAUGAAUAGUCGGGGCGCUAUUAGACGGUUCAUCUAGUUAAUCGCACGCUGGAGACAAAUCGAAAGCUAAUUAAACUGCAAGAAUCGCAAAAUACACAUACCAAAAGAGGCGUAAGUUUCGAACGCAACGGUUAUUGGCAAUAGCAACACCGCUUAACAAAGUUAGCCAAUGACUUCGGCAGCUACAAGUUUUGCAGAAAAUCGUCUGUAAAUUAAUUAAUCAAAGUAGCUACCAUCGUAUACUUUAUGAUCGUCAAUAAACAAUAAAUCAAUAGUGUUUACAGACGAUAGUCAUCGAUAAUAUCAAUUGGCGAUUUUUUGGUAACACACGGGUAUAAGUAUUUAAUAUUUGUUGCGUUCGAUGCGUGUGGUUUGUCUCUAAAGUGCGAUUAGCUAGAACAGUCAGUGAAAAGUAAGCCAAGUGAAGUGAACGGACCAGUGAUAUUUAACUAGUGCAUUUUUAGUUUCUCUGUGAUCAAGUUUAAAGGUAUUAAUUUCCUUUACGGACACAUCCGAGUUUGUACCUGCUUCGUACGUUGCAGCUUACUAGCUUCUUUGGUUCUACCAAAGUUUAGAAAUCAUACAGUUGGGUAAUGAAUAUACUAGUGUAGAUAGAAUAAUGGCAAGUCGUAAGACCUAUUAAGAAAGGUAGUAGUAGUAAGAAAAAUGGGUCAGAAAUGGCGUUGAAACACUUUUUUAAGGGUCUCCUACCCAGAUGAAUAUGUUAGUCCCAUUAUAAUCCAAAUAUUUAACAAGAAACAUCAAAAUGCCAUUGAACUUACAGACGAGCAUAAUAUAAUAUCUACUUUGUUGUGUUUUGCACUGUCUCUCAGUAAUUAGCUAAGGCAACUAAGUAAUAUUUAACAUUGUUAAUAUUCUUUAAAAACGUCCGUAAACUAAGUUUAUUGCCAACUGUAUGAUUUCCAAACCGUGGUUCUAUCUUCGCGUAACCAAGUUUCGCGUACUGUGAUUAUUAUUAUUUCUUUAGUUAGAAUUUCGUGUUCUAACUGUUAAACAUUCAUAGUAUCUUUUCUAUACAAAUAACUAGUAUGUACUUUAUACAAAAUUAUGAAAUACCUUCUGUUUCACGCUGGUGUAAAAUAAAUCAUGGGUCUAUAGUAAAACAGUACUGUAAGAUUUAAAAAAAUAAAUAAAAUGAUGACGUGUAGAAAAGAUACGAUGAGUGUUCACCCUAAGUUGUAUAAAGUUAAUUUAGUGUUUACCCAAAGAAAACUCUGAUUUAAAAAUGUGAUUUUGUAUAUAGGAGCAAGUCAAAACCAAUUAAAGAGCCUAUAAGGCGACGUUAGGUGUUAUUGAAUGUGUCAAACACGAUAGGUUAAGGGUGAUAGACGGAUAGGUUUCGAGGUUAGAAUUGUAUGUAUUGAAUUUGACCCAAAUACGUAUGGAAAAUGCAAAGUUACCUAUUUAAGUUUUUCAGUAAUAUUUUUCCUAGUAGUUGGACUUAAAAUGAUAUUUUGUUGAGUGAAGUAAUUCUUAGUUGGUUUUUGUCAAGAACAAACGUUUCCUUUAAGUCCGGUUUACUUUAUUCCAGAAGAACUUCAAAAUAAGAGUGAAUAAGCAUCUUCUAGGCACACACGCUCUACCUUAGGCUGCAUCAUCACUUACAUGAUAUAGUGUGAUUGCAGUCAAGCGCAUGCUUACAUAGUUUAGAUAAAUAUUUGCUAAAUAACUAUGGUUAUGAUUAUUAUGAUUAUAAAAUAAUUCCAGUAGAUAUAUAAAUCUAGUGCUAUAACUGCAGAGGCCUACAUAUGACUGGUAUAAUGCAAAAGAAAAUCAAGCACUGGAAUUUUAAUACAUUUACCGACUAUGACUACUAAAUUAAAUGAAAUCUAUAUUUAUUUUAUAAUAAUAUAAUUUGUAUAUUCUUGGUUUUUGACAUUUUUGUUUUGAAUCGGACAUUCUUUGCUUGUGAUACUUUUAUACAUUGAUUGACCUUGAUUAUAAAUCAAUUGAGAUUUACUUAAAA